AUGAAUAAAUGGGUAUUAAAAGACCUUUUGCUGAAUCAUCCAAUAAUUUUAUAUGAAGGAAAUGAAGAUAAAAAAUAUGUAUAUCCAAGUAUAGGCAAUUUUCCUAUAAUUAUAAAUAAUGAUAUGUUGAUAUAUGGAUAUGGAAAAUAUUUAUUAUUUUUUUGUUUAAAAGACAUGAAGUUUAUAAAAAUAAUAGAUGAUCAUGAGAGCGCUAUAAGAUCAUUAGAUAAUUAUAUGGAUGGUGAAUUUUUUUUAACAACAGGAGAUGAUAAGACAAUAAUUAUAUAUGACAAAAAUUGGUGUAAGUAUAUGAAAAUAUUACACAAAAAAAAAGUUGUUAAAGCAUAUUUCUUAAAAGAAGCGGAAAAAAGUGAACAUUUUAAAAUAUUAUUUAUUGAUAAGUAUGGAGAUAUAUAUAUAUACAAGCCACCAAAAUAUGUUACAGAAGAAAAAAAUAAUAACAUGUUAGAAAUAAAUAACAAAGAAAAUAAUUAUGAAACCAUACAAUUAUUAUACUUAUAUGAUUCUUUAAAUGAUGUUGAAGAGAAAGAUGAAGAUAUAUUUUUUAUGAAGGAAUUUGAUCAAGCAUAUAAUGAGGAUAUUUUAUUAAAUCAUAGUGAUAAUGAAAAAAAUAAAGAAUCUAUUAAUUAUGAAAUAUAUAAAAAUAAUGAUAAUUCUGAUAAUAAUUAUGAAACCAAUUUAAAUGAAAAAAAUGAAAUAUUAAAUAUAAAUUUAAUAAAAAAAAAAUUAGAGAAUCAUUAUGCUGAAUGUUUUAAAAAUGAAAAUUUAUUAUAUCCAAUACAUACAUGUAAUUCUAGUGUAAUUUCAUUAUAUUAUGAUCAUAAAUUUUUAAUAAUAGGAGAUAGAGAUGAAAAAAUAAGAAUUAUUAAAAAUAAAAAAAUUCAUAAAAUAUAUAACUUUUAUUUAUAUCAUAAACUAUUUAUAACAUGUGUUGAAUUAAUAAAUGAACAUAUUUUUUGUUCAGCAUCAGCUGAUUGUUAUGUACAUUUAUGGAAUAUUAAAAAAAAACAAGUUAUCGAUUCUUUAUAUCUUGAUAUGAAUUUUUUAUCUAAGUAUGUAAAGUUAUCAUCUAUAUUUUCUAACAUGUCAAAUAUUGAGAAUUAUAAAUUUUUAAUUAAUAUUAUAUUUUUUCAUAAAAAAAGUUUUUCUCUCUUUGCUAUUAUUGAAAAUGUGAAAGGAUUCUUAAUCAUACCCUUAAAAGAAAAAAACGAAAAUAAUAAUAAUAAUAAUAAUAAUUUGGUAGUAUUUAAUGAGGAAAAAAUAUAUUUUUAUCAAUUAGAAGAAGAUGUAUUAUCAUUCACAUUUUUAAGUUUAAAUAAUGAGAACGAUGUUCUCUUAUUUGUUGACAGAAAGGAAGGUAACUUACAUAAAAUAGAUUUUAAUGAUGAUAAUACUUUGUCUAAAGAUAUAAAGAUCUUUCCUCAUUCUUUUUUCACCCCAUCGGAUAUGAUAGAUAUUGGCCUCAUUAAUUAUUGGAAGCACACAACAAUCGAGGGCAUCAUUAAUUAA
Molecule: messenger RNA, 1530 nt
Organism: Plasmodium adleri (nom. inval.)
Lineage: Eukaryota; Apicomplexa; Aconoidasida; Haemosporida; Plasmodiidae
Product: conserved Plasmodium protein, unknown function
Exons: 3
Coding region: 1-1530 (509 amino acids)
Biological process (GO): RNA (guanine-N7)-methylation
Cellular component (GO): tRNA methyltransferase complex; cytosol; nucleus
Molecular function (GO): protein binding; tRNA (guanine(46)-N7)-methyltransferase activity
Source: RefSeq, a predicted model, not a curated record